Molecule: messenger RNA, 1804 nt
Organism: Morus notabilis
Lineage: Eukaryota; Viridiplantae; Streptophyta; Magnoliopsida; Rosales; Moraceae
Product: aspartic proteinase PCS1
Exons: 1
Coding region: 173-1528 (451 amino acids)
Biological process (GO): proteolysis
Molecular function (GO): aspartic-type endopeptidase activity
Source: RefSeq, a predicted model, not a curated record
CAGUUUACAUCACUCUCCUUUUUACUUCUUCUGGCUUUUCCGCCCCCCUUCUCCUCCUUCCUUUUUCUUUCCCUCCCCAUUUCCCGUCGUAUAAAUACUCCUUUACUCCUCACCCACUACUCCCACAAACACAACCCGUUUCUCAACUUCUUUCCCUUCUUUCUGUCCAAAAAUGGCUGUCAAGAGCAAAAUGCAUCUCUUCCUUUUCCUUUCCCUUUUCCUUUUCCUCUCCCUCUCCGCGGCCGAAAAUAACGACAGUUCUACUCUUCCCCUCUCCCUUUCCUUCCCUCUCACCGCCGUCCGUCACAACAGCUCCUCCGGCUCGGAAAGUUCUGGAACUUUCCGGGCGGCUCUUAUCGCCAACCGCAAGCAGAACCCGAGGCUCCGAACGGCGUCGUAUAACUACAAGCUGUUGUUUAAGUACUCGAUGGCUCUGAUCGUGUCGCUCCCCAUCGGGACGCCGCCGCAGACCCAGCAGAUGGUGCUAGAUACCGGAAGCCAGCUGUCUUGGAUUCAGUGCGAUAAGAAGGCUCCCAAGGUUGCUCCCCCUCCGACUGCGUCGUUUGAUCCCUCUCUCUCAUCCACUUUCUCCGUUUUGCCCUGCUCCCACCCCGUCUGCAAGCCACGAAUUCCCGAUUUUACCCUCCCCACCUCCUGCGACCAGAACCGCCUCUGCCACUACUCCUACUUCUACGCCGACGGGACCUUCGCCGAGGGCAAUCUCGUCAGGGAGAAAUUUACCUUCUCUCGUUCCGUAACUACCCCUCCUUUUAUCCUCGGCUGCGCCAAGGACCCCAGCGAUUCGCAGGGCAUUUUGGGAAUGAACCUCGGUAGGCUCUCUUUCGCCUCCCAGGCCAAGAUCAACAAGUUUUCCUACUGCGUCCCGACUCGGGGCCGACAAACCAAAUCCGGGUCUUUACCAACGGGGUCGUUUUACUUGGGUAAUAACCCGAACUCUCGUUGGUUCAAGUACGUUAACCUGUUGACUUUCCGCCAAAGUCAGCGCAUGCCGAAUCUGGAUCCGCUGGCCUUCACGCUCCCGAUGCAGGGCAUAAGAAUCGGAGCGAGAAGGCUCAAUAUUCCGGCGACGGUUUUCCGACCCGACUCGAGCGGUUCGGGUCAGACCAUGAUCGAUUCAGGCUCGGAGUUCACCUUCUUGGUGGACGAGGCUUAUAACAAGGUGCGCGAGGAGAUCGUGAGGCUGGUGGGGCCCAGGAUCAAGAAGGGCUACGUGUACGGCGGAGUGGCGGACAUGUGUUUCCAAGGAACCGACGCGGUGGCGAUCGGACGGUUGGUGGGCGACAUGGCUUUCGAGUUCGAGAAGGGGGUGGAGAUCGUGGCGCCAAAGGAGAGGAUCCUCGCCGACGUUGGCGGCGGGGUCCACUGUUUAGCGAUCGGACGGUCCAACAUGCUUGGCGCCGCGAGCAACAUUAUAGGGAACUUCCAUCAGCAAAAUAUCUGGGUGGAGUUUGAUCUGGUGGGUCGCAGGGUUGGCUUCGGUAAGGCGGACUGUAGCAGAUUACCGUAAGGACGUUAUGGUAUUGUCACAUAAGUUAACUUCGCUACGGCUGUAUAAGACGACAAAAAUCUUACUAAUAGCACCAAUUUGGCACGUUUUAUAUCGGACGGCCUGCGUCACAGGCAGUAAUAUCACUGGUGUGUAGCUGGAAGAUCCUACGGUUAAGGAUCAACGAGAUAGUUUAGGAGCGAAAAAAUUGUUGUAUGUACCAUUGUACGAUAUAUGUCGAGACCUUUGAGACUAAUGUAUAUACGAGGAAAUGAACUGUUGUUGUUGGUAGAAAAA